GGAUGAGAAAAAACCAAAAAGCAAAGCAACCCACCCAUUGAAGCUGUGAUUCCUCUCUCUCUCAAACGUUAACGAAUCAACCGACUAAUAUUUGUUUAUCGGCGUUGUAUCGAUUGAUUUCCGGUGGCACUCUCGGCUUGGACCAUCCGAUUUCUUUGUUGCCGUUGAUUACUAUACAUGGCGAUCACCGGAGACGGUGCAAAUUUGCCGGAGAUCGAUUACAUUAAGAGGCACCAUAAGCACGAGGUUAGAGCGUACCAGUGCACAUCCUCGCUUCUUAAACGCAUCAAAGCGCCUGUUCAUCUCGUAUGGUCCCUGGUGAGGAGGUUUGAUCAACCACAGAAGUACAAACCCUUUGUGAGUGGAUGCAAUGUGCAAGGUGGUGACCUUGAAAUUGGAAGUGUUAGAGAAGUAAAUGUUCGAUCUGGACUUCCUGCUACCACCAGUACAGAAAGGUUGGAACUUCUCAAUGAAGAGGAACACAUCUUGGGCAUGAGAAUUGUUGGUGGAGAUCACAGGCUCCAGAAUUACUCAUCAGUGAUCACCCUUCAUCCAGAAACUAUUGAAGGGAGGCCAGGAACUUUGGUAAUUGAAUCAUUCGUGGUGGAUGUGCCGGAGGGCAACACCACGGAUGAAACGUGCUACUUUGUUGAGGCCCUCGUCAAGUGCAACCUCAAGUCGCUGGCGGAUGUCUCAGAACGGUUGGCUGUGCAAGACAGUACAGAGUCCAUCGUCCAAGUGUGAUUCCUUUUUGCAGGAUCCAUUGUAGAGUCUAGUAAUGGAGUGGACAAUCUCCCAUCACUGUGCAUAUUCCAUGGAGUAAGUUAUCACAAACUACAACCAUCUUUCAUUCCUCUAUAACAACUUUGUGUGUGAAGAAUAUUGUCAACCUUUUCUGUUUGUUAUUUUGCAUUGAUUUUGUGUCACCAGAACCCAAAACAACAUAUUUACUGGACACAUGCUUUGCUUUUCCAUUCUCCUGUAUUGUUGUAAUGCAAAAUGUCAAACGUUAAUAGCCUUGUUAAAAAUGUUUAUGAGCAGUAUAAUUGAUUCUCUGUA
Messenger RNA from Cynara cardunculus var. scolymus (artichoke), 1059 nucleotides. Its product is annotated as abscisic acid receptor PYL8-like. Gene Ontology annotation, cellular component: cytoplasm; nucleus. The coding region runs from base 178 to 744 and encodes 188 amino acids. Gene Ontology annotation, biological process: abscisic acid-activated signaling pathway. Gene Ontology annotation, molecular function: abscisic acid binding; signaling receptor activity; protein phosphatase inhibitor activity. The transcript is spliced from 3 exons. Lineage: Eukaryota; Viridiplantae; Streptophyta; Magnoliopsida; Asterales; Asteraceae. The record is from RefSeq and is a predicted model, not a curated record.